Molecule: messenger RNA, 498 nt
Organism: Rodentolepis nana
Lineage: Eukaryota; Metazoa; Platyhelminthes; Cestoda; Cyclophyllidea; Hymenolepididae
Source: the annotation of a GenBank genome assembly
AUGACGGUGCUCGACUACAACAAGAUCUUCUCGCGCAGUCGGCGACGAACUAGACGAUCAGGUCCCAAGAUUACCCAAGAUAUUUAUCGAAGGGCGGUGGUUUAUUCACUGAAAUCAAGGAAGGCAAAGCUUUCCAAAAUAUUCCAAUUAAAGAACACUCAAUCUACAAGUCUGUCCAAUGAUCGUCCAGCAUUUGACUCCCUCGAACCUUCGUGUAGUCGACCAAACGAAGGUGAAGUUGCUGUGUAUAACACUAAAACGGAACUCGAGGUAGGAUAUAACGCUCCGUAUACAGGCCAAAUUCACUUUCCUCAACCAUCAUCUUCUAUCCCUGGUUUGCAAACCCCAUCAAUGGAUAUUGAUGACAGCUUCUAUGAUCCUCAGUUUCCGAUAUUGUCUUAUUUGCUAAAUAAUCCAUACGGAUAUUUACCACCGGAUAUGCUUCAUCUAUAUCCACCUCCAUCGCAAAAGUACCAGGUAAUUCCAAUACCAACUUAA